UUUCACGACUCCAAUUAAAAUUCAAGAUCACGUUUAUCAUCAUCAUCAAUAAUUCAAUCAGAUUCAUAUCACGUUCUUUAAAUCGUUCCGUUGUCGCAUCCUGUUGUUUGAUCAGAUUUGAUUUGUCAUCAUAUUCGACUCUUGGAUUGCGAAUCGAUUUUACAUUUGGGUUGAUCGUGAAUAUCAAUAAAAAAAAUGUCAUGAGAAAUUCUCAUGAACACGAUAAAGAUGGUAAUGAAUUUGUUUGAAUCGGGUGUUUGAUCUGAAAAAGUUAAGACGUGGGAGUAUUAUUGUAGAUUGCCUCUUUUAACUAAAGCAGGAGCGAGGAAAGGGCAAAGUGGCAAAAAGAAAAACGAAGUCGUUAGCUGUUUCGUUGUCCAUGUUUCUCUAUGCGAGAAAACAAGACCGUGUCGGAGAAAGGAACCGGAAACUGAGAUACCGACCGGAAAAUCGGGAUAGAAAACGUAAAGAAAACACGAUUCGAUAAUCGUAGGGGACAAAGAGAAAGAGAAAGGAAAGGUUGGCGGAGGUUUGUUUGUUUUGAAUAAUUUUGGCCUCUGCAACUUUCCCCAAAUGAUGUUACGCUAUCGUGGUCAUCAUCCCCCUUCUCUCCAUUUCCACUUUGUUGUUAUCGACAGGAGAAAGGUUUGAAUACGUGCAUGCAGACUUGGAAAUGUUUUCAAAAGCAUUAGAUCUUUGUACAUUGUCCAGAUUUCCGAAUAGUGUUGGGAUGGUUUUUUGGCAACCAUACUGCUUUAAACAAGGAAUAUUUGGGGUUUUCUGCCCUACGUUUUCGUUUUGGUUUUGAUUGUACCCUGGGAUGGCUGCUCCAUCCAAAGUAGUGGUUGGAUCUCAAGUCUGGCUGGAGGAUCCUGAGGUAGUUUGGAUAGAUGGUGAUGUUUUGGAAAUCGAUGGUGAUAAUAUUAAAGUUAAAUGUUCAACAGGAAAAGAAGUAGUAAUCAAUGCAAACAGUGUUCUUGCAAAAGAUCCUGAGUUUCCUGCAGGUGGAGUGGAUGAUAUGACAAGGCUUACUUAUUUACAUGAACCGGGGGUUCUACAAAAUUUGAAAAGUCGAUAUGAUGCGGAUGACAUUUAUACAUACACAGGAAAUAUAUUAAUAGCUGUGAACCCUUUCAAAAGAUUACCUGAUUUAUAUACCAAAGAGAUAAUGACACAGUACAAAGGUGCAUCAUUUGGGGAAUUGAGUCCACAUCCUUAUGCUAUUGCACAUGCUGCAUACAGGCAGAUGGUGAACGAGAGAAUAAGCCAGUCAAUUCUUGUUAGUGGAGAAAGUGGAGCUGGUAAAACAGAAAGCACAAAGAAUCUUAUGCAGUAUCUUGCUUUUAUGGGAGGUCGCCCUUCAUCUGAGGGGCACCGGAGUGUCGAGCAGCAAGUUCUAGAAUCUAAUCCGGUUUUAGAAGCAUUUGGCAAUGCAAAGACACUGAGAAACAAUAAUUCAAGUCGUUUUGGUAAGUUCGUUGAGAUCCAGUUUAAUGACAGUGGAAGAAUCUCUGGAGCUGCUAUCCGAACUUAUUUACUGGAAAGAUCACGUGUCUGCCAAGUUUCUGAUCCUGAGAGAAAUUAUCAUUGUUUUUACAUGUUGUGUGCUGCACCACCCGGGGAGUCUGAAAAGUACAAAGUUGGAAAUCCAAGGACAUUUCAUUAUCUUAAUCAAUCAAAUUUUUACGAAUUGAGUGGAGUGGAUGAGUCCCAAGAGUACCUUGAAACUAGGAAGGCUAUGGAUGUUGUUGGGAUUAAUUCGGAAGAGCAGGAUGCUAUAUUUCGUGUUGUUGCUGCAAUUCUUCAUUUAGGUAACAUUGAAUUCGGUAAAGGAAGUGAGCCAGAUUCCUCCCAACCCAAGGAUGAUAAAUCUAAUUUCCAUCUAACAACUGCAGCUGAGCUAUUCGAGUGUGAUAGGACAGCUCUUGAGGAUUCUUUUUGCACACGUGUCAUUGUGACUCGUGGUGAAAGCAUAAAGAAGUGUCUUGAUCCAACGGCUGCAACAAUCAGUAGAGAUGCAUUUGCCAAAAUAGUAUACUCAAAAUUAUUUGAUUGGCUUGUGAACAAGAUUAAUAAUACGAUAGGCCAAGAUUCAGACUCAAAGUUCUUCAUUGGGGUUCUGGAUAUUUAUGGAUUUGAGAGUUUCAAGACAAACAGUUUUGAGCAGUUUUGCAUUAAUCUAACUAAUGAGAAACUUCAGCAACAUUUUAAUCAGCAUGUUUUCAAGAUGGAACAAGAAGAAUAUACGAAGGAGGAAAUAGACUGGAGUUACAUACAGUUUGAGGAUAAUCAAGACAUUUUAGAUCUGAUUGAAAAGAAACCUGGUGGAGUGCUUGCUCUUCUGGAUGAGGCUUGCAUGUUUCCAAGAGCUACACAUGAAACAUUUGCAGAAAAGCUUUAUCAGACAUUCAGUAGCCAUAAACGUUUUAGCAAGCCAAAGCUGGCAAAAACAGAUUUCACCAUUUGUCAUUAUGCUGGUGAUGUGACGUAUCAAAGUGAGUUUUUCUUGGAUAAGAACAAGGACUAUGUUGUUGCAGAGCAUCAAGCACUCUUAAAUGCUUCAACGUGCCCAUUUGUAGCAAACUUAUUCCCACCAACGCCAGAGGAUUCAUCUAAAUCAUCAAAGUUCUCAUCAAUAGGUUUAAAGUUCAAGCAACAACUACAAGCUUUGCUUGAGACACUCAGUCAUACAGAACCGCAUUAUGUUCGUUGUGUCAAACCCAAUAGCCUUUUGAAGCCUGAUAUCUUUGAGAAUCCGAAUAUACUUCAACAACUUCGAUGUGGGGGUGUUAUGGAGGCAAUCAGAAUCAGUUGUGCAGGGUUUCCUACUCGUAAACCUUACGCUGAAUUUGUAGAACGCUUCAAAAUCCUCGCACCUGACGCCGUAGCAAAAUUGAGCGAUGAUAUCGCACGUUCGAAGAUGCUAUUAGCAAAGGCAAAACUUGAAGGUUAUCAGAUAGGUAAAACAAAAGUUUUUCUGAGAGCUGGUCAGAUGGCAGAGCUAGAUGCUUUCAGAACUCAGGUUUUAGGAAUAUCUGCAACAAAACUCCAGUCAAAAUAUCGGUCACAUUCAGAACACGGGAAGUAUGUUAUGUUACAACAAGCAGUUGUUCCUGUACAGACUAUCUGUAGAGGGCAAAUUGCACGUAAACGGUUUGAACACCUAAAGAGAGUAGCUGCAUGCGUAGUCAUCCAGAAAAACGCACGUAUGUUUCUGAAACUAAAAUGUUACAGAGCUGUAUAUGAUUUGGCCACUAGACUCCAGGCUAGUAUCCGUGGGAAGGCUGCAAACAAUAAGUAUCUUUCCCAGAAACAAACAGAUGCAGCAGUUGUACUCCAGAGUAUAUGCCGACAUGAUUUAGCCCACAAUCAUUUUGUCAAAACAAGGAAUGCAGCAAUAGUCACUCAGUCUGUUUGUAGAAAAAAUUUAGCACAUGCAGAAAUAACCAAGCUUAGAAAGGCUGCCAAGUCAAGUGUUGCUCUGGAAGCCAAAAAUAAAACGAAUGAAGAGAUGCAAGAACUGAUCUCCCAACUGGAGGCAAAAGAUAAAGAAAUUGCAAAACUAGAAUCUUAUAUAAAAGAGAUCACAGAGUAUCCCAUAAAGGAAGAGGGUGCUUCAGAGAUAGAAAAAGGACAGCUUCCUCGACUUGAAGACAUUCCUAUUACUGGCAAUGAGACAGUUGAUAAGCUUACCGCUGAAAAUGUCAGACUCAAGUACAUGGCUAGUGCCCUGCAAAAGAAAUUUGAUGAGGCCCACAAGCUGUGUGAAGAGAGGUCACAGCAAGCUAGGGAUGCAGAGGCAAUGGUAAUCGAGCUCAAGACCUCCAUGCAAAGCCUUCAAGAAAAAGUUUGUGACCUGGAGGAGGAGGAAUUUAUUCUGCGCCAGCAAGCCAUGAUGAAGUCAGGUUCUUUGAUGGUUAAGGAUGAAGAAAAUGGUCUACAUGGAAGUCCAAUGACUCCUGGACGUAUGAAGAAAUUCAACAGCAGUUUGAGGCGUUCUGCCAAUGAAAAGCAUAAUGAGAAUGUUGAUGCUCUUAUUUCGGCUGUUAGACAAGAGAUGGGUUUCAGUCAAGGAAAACCAAUUGCCACUUUAAUAAUAUACAAAAGCCUUUUACACUGGAAAACUUUUGAAGCUGAAAAAACAAGUGUAUUUGAUCGUCUUAUUCAGAUGAUCGGUUCCGCCAUUGAGAAAGAGCAUGACAAUAAACAUUUGGCAUAUUGGCUGUCUACCACAUCUACAUUGCUAUUUUUGCUUCACAAGAGUUUAAGCCCUUCUCAUGCUAAAGCACAUUCACCAUCAUUAUUUGGAAGGAUGACUCAGGGAUUUAAAUCAUCUUUCAAUGACAUAGUGCGCCACGUAGAGGCCAAGUACCCUGCUUUGCUUUUUAAGCAACAACUAACUGCUUAUGUUGAAAAAAUAUAUGCAAUUAUGCGUGACAAUUUGAAGAAGGAGUUGGCACCCGUUCUUACUAAUUGUAUUCAGGCACCAAAGACCACAACAAACGGGCCUCCUCCAUCUAGUCACUGGCUAAUUGUUAUUCAGUGCCUAAAUAUCAUGCUCGAUAUAUAUAAAAGUUACAAUGUCCCAUCAGUCCUCGUUCAGAAGAUGUUCACUGAAGCUUUCUCUUACAUCAAUGCACAGAUUUUCAACAGCCUUUGCACACAACCAGAGUGUUGCACCUUCAGAAAUGGUGAAUAUGUGAAAGGAGGGUUAGGUCAGUUAGAGCAAUGGUGUACUCAGAUCACAGCAGAGUAUGUAGGUUCAUCAAUGGAUGAACUUCAGCACACAAAGCAAGCAAUUGGAUUUCUGAUUAUACCACAGAAGCCUAAAAUUGGAUACGAUGAACUCACAACUAAGCUGUGCCCAGUUCUAAGUGUUCAACAACAUCAUAGACUUUGCACCUUCUAUGUGGAUGAUCACAAUACUGGAGGUGUAUCCCAAGAAGUUAUUCAUAACUUAAACGUGUUAUUGAAAUCUGAAGGUGAUACUCAUAGUAAUGCUUAUUUGCUGGAUGACAAUUCUAGUGUUCCAUUUUCAACCGAUGACAUUAACCAUUGCCUCCAUGAGAAAGACUUUUCAGAUAUGAAACCAAGUGGUGAACUCCUUGAAAAUCCAGCUUUCCAAUUUUUACUGGAGUAGGGUGUGGUUAUUUUUGCAUAUCAAAAACCACAUUGUACAUUUUUUUUUUAUUUCUAGAUUUAGCUUAGGCUACUCAUUAUUUUAGUAGGAUCGAGUGUAAAGCAUUAUGUUAGGUUAGACGUGUAAAAUUCAUAGGUUAUUUUAGGUAAAAAUAUAGCAACGCAGGGAAUCUUCAAUGUGUAAUGUAUGUCUCUCCCAGCUCUACUUUGUAUAAUAGGAACCUUCCAAUAGCGGAAGAGUUGUUGACGAUCCUAUAUAUAUUGUGUUUGCGUAUCAUCUGUUCAAAUAAA
This is a messenger RNA of Lactuca sativa (garden lettuce), 5430 nucleotides long. Its product is annotated as myosin-8. Gene Ontology annotation, biological process: actin filament organization. Gene Ontology annotation, molecular function: actin filament binding; microfilament motor activity; ATP binding. Gene Ontology annotation, cellular component: myosin complex; cytoplasm; membrane. NCBI's taxonomy places the organism in Eukaryota, Viridiplantae, Streptophyta, Magnoliopsida, Asterales, Asteraceae. The record is from RefSeq and is a predicted model, not a curated record.